UAUCUCACCACACAACUGGCUACUGGGAUCUUUCUGACGAUUCUAUCGCCAGUAACAGUGAUAAGCAACGCGUUGCUACUUUUUACCAUCUUCAAAGAUCCUCUCAAAUGUUUCCGCACUUCUCCAACUUAUUUUAUUGUCGCCUUAGCCCUGGUGGAUCUGAUAACUGGCAUUUUCAUUGAACCGUUUUUCAUAAUGGAUCGGUUAGUUCGUUACAUCACGUGGUCGACUAGGCUAGUCAGCGAACCGUAUAAAAGCCUAUCGUUUUUCGGUGGUAUGUUCUCUUACGUGGGUCUCAACGCGUCUUUUCUCCUCGUCCUUGGAUUAAUCGUCUCACAGUUCAUCGCAAUAACCUACCCGCACCGCUAUCGUGCAAUCGUGACAACUCGCGGAGUUCUUGCGUGUGCCAUCCUUUCGUGCGUGUACUUCACCGGGUUCAUUUUACUACAGUACGUGGGUGUUCCACUAGCGACUCUGUCUAAAGUGGAUCUCCACCUUCAUUCAACACUCAUCACGGUUCUACUAAUAUCAAGCUCGUUGCUGUUAUUGAUAUCGUUUCACAAAUUUGCGGAAACGUCUCGACGCAUCACAACGCAAAACUCAGAAACUCGAUACGCGCGCGGCGGACACGAGAGAAAGAAUCCGCGCAACAGAAUCAGCCAAAGGCAAUUUACCAUUGUAACUUUAAUUUUAUCAGGAAUUCUCAUUGUAUGCUCCAUUCCUCACAUCGUGUUAGUACAUCUCCGUUUCUACAUGAAACAAGAGACGCUACAAGAGCGUCUUGAUUUAUUUGCCUUUGUCAAAAUUGGAGAUGAGAUGAUGUUUGUCAAGGUGGCCUUGGAUGCGUUUAUUUACGCAUGGAGGCUGGCUAAAUACAGAAGAUCACUGAAAAUUGUACUGGGGUGUAAUGCGAAUCAAGUGAGCCCUGAUGCUACUGAGAUAAGAACAAUGGACAACUUUACUUUCCAACAGCCAAAAUCGGAAUCGACAUCAACGACACUAGUUCAGACUUGAAAAGUUUCGAAGAUAAACGGAUUCAAGUCUUGGAUACCCUCUCUCUUCUUUGUAUAAAUUGAAGUAUUGAGUGUUGAAAUGCCCAAGAAAAUACCUCUACGGCUUCCCUAUAGUAUUAAGACACAAGUCAAUUAGCCUGCAAGAUACUAGCUUGUACUGGCAGGCUUUCAGAUAGUAGGGAGAUCAGAAAACUGGCCAAGCAAAAAUAAGACGUGCUUGAUCUAGGGAAGGGAUGGUACCUUUUCUCUCCCCAACGCCCCCCCCCCCCCCCCCCCCGCGCGUUUUUCUCAUUAGUUUUCACGAUCUCUCCACAUUUACUAUUAUAGAGCCUACAACAUGUUAGUAGGAUACCUGCAAUAUGACAACGCACUACCACUUCACCGUCUGAGUCUGGACUUCCUGUCUUAGCGAGAGACUAAUUUCAGGCGGGUUGGCCCCCACUCCUUUUAAAUGGGCUGGGUACCCCCUGAUUAGAGCAAAGUUUGGGUAUUUCAAGGUGCACGGUUGAAGAAGAUGAUCAAGUUAGAUACUACAUUCCAUAUCAAUAGAGCAUCUAUGACAACAUACAAGAUGAAUUCCAAGUGUUCCUCGAGGGGCAAUGUUCAAACCCUUAUCUUUUCUAGAAAUGUCCAUCAUAAAACGCAACACACAUUAUACUGUUUAUAUAGAAAUUAGCCUAAAAUACAGAGAUUUUAAAAAUGGAUGCUUUGGACGUGAUUUGUAGCAGGCAAUUAGCAUGUAGAGCAAUCGUCAACAAGAACUAUCGAAAACAGAAUGGGAAGUAAAUAUUGCCUAAAAUUUUUUAUAACUUGAGGACAGCUAAAAAUUUCUAGAUGACCGUUCCAUUCAUGUACAAUUUUGGAAGCUUACCACAUUUCACUUUAUAGGUUGGGAUAUUUUUCGUAGAAAAAGGAAACCUAAAAUUUUCGGAUUCAAAAAUGUGAUGGGGAGAGGAAUCAGAAAACUUCUCACUGUCAUAAUAAAUUAAAUAAUUUACAUCUAAUUGACGAUGUAAAUUUGAGCGCAGGGGACGGCGGGAAGGAGAAGGCCUCUAUAUUCUUUCCCCUUCCUGUGGUCCGUCACGCUUUGUAGCAGUCAGUCGCAUCUGGCGCUCGCCUUUGUUCGGGACCAAAGCGGGCGAUAAACGAAACAAUUAUGGAGGAGGCAGUUCCAGUAAAAUAUGAAGAUACUCAUAAGCGCAUAGGGGUGAAAUGACUCUAUGGGUGGAUUUCCAACGUCGCGUAAUUCUUACGUGCGUACUCACGGAAAUUUUACCCGCGUAAAUAAAAUAGAAGGAAUGUAUUAAAUUUGCGCUUAAACGUAAAAGUUGAGCGAGGUUCAACUUUUACGCUCAACCCUUCAUACGUUGCCUACAUUUUAUUUACGCACGUAAAAUUUACGUGCGUACACGUGUAAAAAUUACGCGACUCUAACUUGGCGUAUAUGAUCAUCGAGAGGAAGCCUGAAGCAGUUUUGGGUAGAACGCAGCUUAGUGAGUUAGCUCAUGAUUAUUUUAAUUGAGCAUCAUGCAAAGAGAAAUCAGCCGAAGUACAGAUUUUUCAACAAGCGAUGUUUCUUGUUUGUUCACAACUUUUUUUUGCUGUAUUAAGGUGGAUAGAUGGAAAAAAAAAAAGAAAAGAAAAAAAAGAAGUGAAAUUGCGAGUUCACUGCCUGGGCAAAAUACUAAAGUACGAGGGGCCUAGGCUAGGGAGAAUAAGGACAGAAGUGGAAAAAUAGUUGAAAAGUUUUCCAAGUUUGACAAUGCUGGGAGAAGGCACUGAAAAAGCUCCGAUUACGGUUUGAUCUUAUGUCAUAAUGCGAACUCUUAAAACACUGUAAAGAGCCAAUAUGAUCGGCAUGUUCAUAAUAUAAAGUGUCUUUUCGCUGUAUAAGUUGUAUAAUAAAUGUAUGGAAUGUGAGGAAAACGUGUCGUGUUGAGCUAGAUGCUAGUUCUCGUUCCGUUUGCUAAAUCUUCCGAACGCCGCCAAUAAUAAAACUUCGCGGUCAAACAUUCGAAAAAGGAAAAAAUGAAAAACAGUUCCAUGUGUCUUGUCAUUGGAAAACUGGCGUCAAGUAAGAGCUAGUUACCUAGGUUGCCAGAGGCUUUUCAUGCGCGGUUUCCGGUUUCGGUCGAGUCAUUCUUUGGUAGAAGAUCUUCGGCCGAAACCGAGGCAUCUUGCUAAGUGGGUGUAAAAAACCUCUGGUACGCAGGAUAAGAGCUAGUAGGCUAUGAGCUCUAAAAUUGUGUCUGUAGGAAAGCACAUUUUCCUCUAACCGAAACAGCAAUGUUUUGCCCUGGAUUAACGAUCCCUCAAUGUCGAAGUCGCAUAUUGUAAUAUUAGCUAAGUAAAAAGUUGUUUCAGAAAACCUCUCCCAUCCACAGGCUUUUCCUAGACUUACAGACAGGAAGCGAAGCGCGGCGGUGAGUUGGAACGAGUGCAGAUUGCGAAUGGAGGAUGAUAGAAACUAGCGCAGCUCUAGAGCGGAGAGUGAUGGGAAGGAAAAAGAGGUCUCUCCCUUCGUUGCCCCUUUUCUCAAUAAUCAACUCAAAUAUUCCCAGAUAAGCGAUCGAGAAGGUUUUGGGAAAACAGAAUUAUGGGCUACGACCGAGCUUGUUGGGAAAACCAAAUCAGGGCCAGUUCGGUUAUGUAACUGUCAAUCGCCAACGUAAUACCAGUGGGACACACGAGAGCCGAAAGUUUGUGUCGUCGCAAAUGGUCGGUGGUGGCGGGGAUGGUGUGGGCUGGGGAAGGGACGAAUUGUCUUUAGACCUUCCCCUGAUGAAGGAAGGAGACUAGAUCAAGUCGAAUCUUACAUGUUGUGGGGAAAACCUCAGAACACCUGGGUAAACAGUAAAUUUCUUGUGUCAUAGAGAUGCUAAACCAAUCUCAUUUUACGUAAAUACUUAUCCCAAAGUAAAACAAAAACUUCUGCUUAUUGAACUAUUAACUGUCACGCAAAACAUGGUAGUUUCUUUGUAAUUAACUAAACCAACAAAGUUAAUGUUAUCUGCCUCCUUUCUUUCUAUGUAAGAUAGUUUUUUAACGAAAGUGUCAAAUGAAUGCUGCAACACCUGCAUCCAUAUGACAGAUAUUUUAAAAAGUGAUGAGCAAUUUAUCAUUUUUAUCAUAAUUUCCCGUUCCUUGGCAAAUCCAAAUUGAAUUGUGAGUUAUUGAAACGGAACUGGUCAAUUUUCAAUUGCAUUUUAAACUUGACAUAGAUAUAAACAAGUAUAGGCCUAUUGGAUGGUAUAUAUCAAAAAGGAAAAUUGUUAAAACAUUUGUGACAAAGCUCGGGUUUGGUAGGAAAAAGAGUAAUUAGCUGGCUAGAACGGAGCAUAAACUGCCCUUAACCGCCCUAAGAAUCACCCUUUAUUCCACAUCAAGUUUUGAACUUUAAGCUCAGAGGUGGUGGAUUUGACGCGGUGAAAGUGGCGACAAGAAUCUUCUAAUCUAUUUACUAACUAUGAAGAAAUGCUGAAGGAAUUGCAAUGAUGUGAACUUUUAAUCAUCAGAAGUCGAAGUCUGUACAACAAGCAAAGCCUAAUAACUUCUCAGCACCAGGUACUGUACGUGCAUAAGAAAACAAGGCACAGACUGAAUCAAAGAUCACCUCCCAAAAGAUUUCCUGGUCUGGCAGACUGGCUUAUUGUGGGAAAAGAAGGGAAACACAGCUGUGAAUUUGUCCACAGCUCUCAAGUUUUGUUGCGACCAAUUCGCAGCGUACUUAAUAGCAGAAACGGUUGCGGAUUGUAGGCUGCUUGUAGACUUGCAGGUGAUCGAUAUAUAAAUUGGUACAUAAACUGAACCGACAAAGGACUUCGUUUUGCGCAUUGAUCGUUACGGUGUAUAGGUGUAAGUAAGCGAAAACUUGAAAUUAACUCAGUGAGUAUUGCACUGACAUAGGCUAUCCUCUGUCUCGGGGUAACUCAUUAUACAACAUUAGUUCACCCACUUGAAGACCUCGGCGCGCCAUGAACAACAACACAAACUCCUCAAGAACAGAUCUGACGUUUUAUCUCACCACAGAACUGGCUACUGGGAUCGUUCUGAUGAUUCUAUCGCCAGUAACAGUGAUAAGCAACGCGUUACUACUUUUUACCAUCUUCAAAGAUCCUCUCAAAUGUUUCCGCACUCCUCCAACUUAUUUCAUUGUCGCUUUAGCCCUUGUGGAUCUGAUAACUGGCAUUUUCAUUGAACCGUUUUUCAUAAUGGCUCGAUUAGUUCGUUACAUCACGUGGACUAGGCUAGCUAGCGAACCGUAUAAAAGCCUAUGGUUUGUCGGUGUUAUUUUGUCUUACGUGGGUCUCAACGCGUCUUUUCUCCUCGUCCUUGGAUUAAUCGUCUCACAGUUCAUCGCAAUAACCUACCCGCACCGCUAUCGUGCAAUCGUGACAACUCGCAGAGUUCUUGCGUGUGUCAUCCUUUCGUGCGUGUACUUCACUGGGUUCAUUUUACUACAGUACGUGGGUGUUCCACUAUCGACUCUGUAUAAAGUGGAUCUCCACCUUCAUUCAACACUCAUCACGGUUCUACUAAUAUCAAGCUCGUUGCUGUUAUUGAUAUCGUUUCACAAAUUUGAGGAAACGUCUCGUCGCAUCACAACGCAAAACUCGGAAAUUCGAUACGCGCGCGGCGGACACGAGAGCAAGAAUCCGUGCAACAGAAUCAGCCAAAGGCAAUUUACCAUGGUAACUUUAAUUUUAUCAGGAAUUCUCAUUGUAUGCUCUAUUCCUCACAUCGUGUUAGUACAUCUCCGUUUCUACAUGAAACAAGAGACGCUACAAGAGCGUCUUGAUUUAUUUGCCUUUGUCAUAAUUGUAGAUGAGAUGAUGUUUGUCAAGGUGGCCUUGGAUGCGUUUAUUUACGCGUGGAGGUUGGCUAAAUACAGAAGAUCACUGAAAAUUGUACUGGGGUGUAAUGCGAAUCAAGUGAGCCCUGAUGCUCCUGAGAUAAGAACAAUGGACAACUUUACUUUCCAA
Molecule: messenger RNA, 5995 nt
Organism: Porites lobata
Lineage: Eukaryota; Metazoa; Cnidaria; Anthozoa; Scleractinia; Poritidae
Source: the annotation of a GenBank genome assembly